This is a messenger RNA of Aureobasidium vineae, 1050 nucleotides long. NCBI's taxonomy places the organism in Eukaryota, Fungi, Ascomycota, Dothideomycetes, Dothideales, Saccotheciaceae. The record is from the annotation of a GenBank genome assembly.
AUGUCGGCAGCCACGUCGUCAAUCCAGGACCGCACCCACGAGUUCCGCUCCAUCCUCGCCCUCGCCCAAAAACGCCUCGCCCACACAAAGACUCCCCAAUCCCGACAACAUCUGCUGCACAACAACGGCGCUGCUCCCUCGGCACAACCCACACGCAAGCAGCGCAGCGAGUUUGCGCGCAAGGCCGCCGAGAUAGGCAGGGGCAUUGCAGCCACCGUCGGCAAACUCGAGCGCUUGGGGCAACUAGCCCGCCGCAAGACUUUAUUCGACGACAAGCCUGUAGAAAUCGCCGAACUGACCUAUGUCAUCAAGCAAGAUCUUGCGGCGCUGAACCAGCAGAUCGGUGCGCUGUCGACGAUAAACAAAGUCGCGCAUCCCAAAGGCGGCGUCGACCAAGAAGGCCAACACAACGAAAACGUCGUAGUGAUGCUCCAAAGCAGACUAGCAAACGUAGGCGGAAACUUCAAAGAAGUGCUCGAAGUGCGGUCCAAGAACGUGCAAGCCAGCCGCUCGCGUCAAGACAACUUUGUCAACACCGUAGGCAGCAAUGCCGGACACCUCGCACCCCAAGGCCGCAGCGACAGCCCCCUCUACGCACCGCCAUCACGAGGCCGCUCACCCCAACCGCCAACAAACCAAGGACAAGACCUGCUCACCCUCGAACCUCCUUCCGCAUCCUCUUCAGCCCUCACCCGCGGCGCACAAUCAGAACAACAGAUGCUGCUCCUCGAAGAAGGAAACCAAAACAACGAAUACAUCAACCAGCGCGGAGAAGCCAUAGAAGGUAUCGAGCGCACCAUUGCCGAACUGGGCGGCAUCUUUGGCCAACUGGCGCAAAUGGUUAGCGAGCAGAGCGACAUGAUCCAACGCAUAGACGCGAAUACCGAAGACAUCGUCGACAAUGUGGAAGGUGCACAGCGCGAGCUCAUGAAGUAUUGGUCCAGGGUGCAAGGUAAUAGAUGGCUGGUUGCCAAGAUGUUUGGUGUUUUGAUGAUCUGUGAGUUCUUCCUCCAUAUCUAUCUCUCACAAGCUUUGCAGUUACUGAUAUGA